Molecule: messenger RNA, 1431 nt
Organism: Orycteropus afer afer
Lineage: Eukaryota; Metazoa; Chordata; Mammalia; Tubulidentata; Orycteropodidae
Gene: MMP10
Product: matrix metallopeptidase 10
Biological process (GO): proteolysis; collagen catabolic process; extracellular matrix organization
Cellular component (GO): extracellular matrix
Molecular function (GO): zinc ion binding; metalloendopeptidase activity
Source: RefSeq, a predicted model, not a curated record
AUGCGGCAUCUUGUCAUUCUUGUGCUGUUAUGUCUGCCAGUUUGCUUGGCUUAUCCACUGGAUGGGGCAGUGAAGGACAACUCAAACAUGGAUCUUGUCCAGCAAUACCUAGAAAACUACUUCAACCUUUCAAAAGAUGUGAAACGGUUUGUGAGAAGAAAGGACAACAGCCCUGUUGUUAAAAAAAUCCAAGAAAUGCAGAAGUUCUUUAGGUUGGAGGUGACAGGGAAACUGAACUCUGACACCCUGGAGGUGAUGCGCAAGCCCAGAUGUGGAGUCCCUGACGUGGGUCACUUCACUACCUUUCCUGGCUCACCGAAGUGGGGAAAAACUCACCUUACUUACAGAAUUGUGAAUUAUACACUAGAUCUGCCAAGAGAUGCUGUUGAUUCUGCCAUUGAGAAAGCUCUGAAAGUCUGGGAGGAGGUGACUCCUCUCACAUUCUCCAGGAUUUAUGAAGAAGAGGCUGACAUAAUGAUCUCUUUUGCAGUUAGAGAACAUAGAGACUUUUUCCCUUUUGAUGGACCUGGAAAAGUUGUGGCUCAUGCCUAUGAACCUGGGCCUGGGUUGUAUGGAGAUGUUCACUUUGAUGAUGAUGAAAAAUGGACGGAAGAUAUAUCAGGAACAAAUUUAUUCUUUGUUGCUGCUCAUGAACUUGGCCAUUCCUUGGGACUUUUUCAUUCGGACAACCCUGAAGCUUUGAUGUACUCACUCUACAAGCCACCCACAGACCUAACUCGAUUCCAACUUUCUCAAGAUGAUGUGAAUGGCAUUCAGUCUCUGUACGGUCCUCCCCCUGCCUCCACUGAUGAACCUGUGGUGCCCACAGAACCCAUCCUUCCAACACCUGAGACACCAGACAUGUGUGACCCUGCCUUGUCCUUCGAUGCAGUCAGCACUUUGAGGGGAGAAGUUCUGUUCUUUAAAGACAGAUACUUUUGGCGCAGAACCCCUUGGAACCCCAAACCUGAAUUUCAUUUAAUUUCUACAUUUUGGCCAUCACUUCCAUCGCAGUUAGAUGCUGCAUAUGAAGUUAAUAACAAGGAUACUGUUUUUAUUUUUAAAGGAAAUAAAUUCUGGGCCACCAGAGGAAAUGAGAUACAAGCAGGUUAUCCAAGAGCUAUCCACACCUUGGGCUUUCCUCCAACCAUAAGGAAAAUUGAUGCAGCUGUUUCUGAUAAGGAAAAGAGGAAAACAUACUUCUUUGUAAAGGAUACAUACUGGAGAUUUGAUGAAAAUAGCCAGUCCAUGGAGCAAGGCUUCCCCAGACUAAUAGUUGAUGACUUUCCAGGAGUUGAGCCAAAGGUUGAUGCUGUAUUACAGGCAUUUGGAUUUUUUUAUUUCUUCAGUGGAUCAUUACAGUUUGAGUUUGAUCCUAAUGCCAAGAUGGUGACACAUGUAUUGAAGAGUAACAGCUGGUUACACUGUUAG